AUGGUGGACUUGAAUUUUUUCGAGAAAGUAGACUCUGCGUUGGGAGAAGAAGCGAAUAGAAAGGAUGGAAUACUUUGUUUGGUGCGAGAAUACGAAAGAACGAGUCGCAAUAUUACGGCCAUCUUGAAUCGAGUUCAUUCGGCUCAAACCGAAGAAGUAAUCGUUCAAGCCGCGAUUGAAAAAUUCGAAGAGGUGAAACAACACCUAUCAAACCUAGCUCAAGUCGUACCAUACCAGAAAUUUUAUAGGUACAAUGAACUUUGGACGAGAACAGUUCAAACAUCAAUUUUUCAUGCAUCAUUUGUGGUCUAUCUUACCUCGGAGAGGCUGAUUACACCGGACGAAAUUGAACCAAUGUUUGGCGUUAGGGUCAAUUUGAAAAACGAUCUACAAGAUUUUCACAUUUCUCUCGACGAAUUUCUUCAUGGAUAUACCAUGUUAACUAGUGAAUUGGUCAGUGAGUUGUUGUCCUUGCUCGCAAUCAACUCGGUAACACUCGGAAAUUAUGAUAGACCUCUGCGAAUCUCGAGAUUUGUCAAAGAACUAUUUAUGGGAUUUCAGCUGCUAAAUUUGAAGAAUGAUGCUUUGAGGAAAAAAUUUGAUGGAAUCAAGUAUGACAUCAAGAAAAUCGAGGAGGUUGUUUAUGAUAUCUCCCUACGGAAAUUGUCCAGGAAUAGCAAUUCGGAAGAUGCAGGUGUUAGAAGUGAAUGA
Molecule: messenger RNA, 711 nt
Organism: Acaulospora colombiana
Lineage: Eukaryota; Fungi; Glomeromycota; Glomeromycetes; Diversisporales; Acaulosporaceae
Source: the annotation of a GenBank genome assembly